AUGGAAGGAGGAAGAUGGACGGGUGACCUGGUCAAGCUCUCUCCCGCAUCCCUCCCCACAACCUCUGAGCAUUCCCUCCCAGGACCCUUGGAGAAAUCUGGUGAGUUCCAGGGGAGAGGAGAUGGGGACAGGGAUAGAUGGAUGGUGGAGGAAGAAAGAGGAAAAGAUGGAGAGGAGACAAAUGGAAGGAAGUUCCUGACUGGAAGAAGGAAGGGGUGAGGCCUUCUCCAAAGCAGCUCUUUGUUUCUUGAAUCCCUUUCAUAAAGUAGUGGGGGCAGAUUUUCUCCCUCCAGGAUUUUAAAUCUUAGGAGUUACAGUGGUACCUCGGGUCUCAAACUUAAUUGGUUCCAGAAGUCUUCCAAAACCAAAGCGUUCCAAAACCAAGGCGUGCUGUCCCGUAGAAAGUAAUGCAAAAUGAAUUAAUCCAUUCCAGACUUUUAAAAACAACCCCUAAAACAGCCAUUUAACAUGAAUUUUACUAUCUAACAAGACCAUUGAUCCAUAAAAUGAAAGCAAUAAUCAAUGUUCUGUACCAUAGAAUAAAUAAGACAGUAUUGUAGAUGAUAAAAAUUAAUAUUUUUUUUCGGACCUGCAUUGAUGAUAGUCAUUGAUUGAAUGGGGAGCUUUUAUCCCUUUCCACAGUCAAUCAAUCAAUCAAUCAAUCAUAAAACAAAAAGCUAAGCCUCGGUCAAAAAUGAAAAAGCCACACAAACAAAAAUGCAAAAAAUAGGAAAAAAACUAAAGCUGCAAAUGUCACCUCAGAACACUGCAACCAGAAACAGCUUGAAUAUUGAUUGGGGGCGGGGGAGCUUAAAUUAGCUGUGCAAGGGAACGAAUGGGAUGAAAAAAACCUUGAUUACGAUGGAAACAACUGAAAUUAGCUGUUCAAGGGUAAAACGGAAUGAAAAAAAGCCUUAAUGAGGGUGGGGGGCACUUAAAUUUGCUGCGCAACAGUAAAAAUGGAAGUUCCAGAGGGUUACGUAACACGAGUCACCACUGUAUACAUACAUUCUCCACAAUUUUCAUUUAUCUAAAUUGCCCAUAAACUUAUUUACAAGUGAUUCCUAAAGUCCAGCUAACGUUUUGAUUUGCGUGCAAUAAUCUCAUAGGUAAAUUUAAAAAAUUUCCAAAUCUUUUUUUUUCUUGAUUCCUGAGUCUCGCGGUUAAUUUUGCCAUUUCGGCAGAGUCCAGCAGUUUGGCUUGCCAAUCUUCCCUAGUUGGGAUUAUUGCACCUUUCCAUCGUUGGGAUAAUAACAUCUGUGCAGCUGUUGUUGCAUACAUAGUCUUUCCUGGUCUUUUGGGAUCUCAGUACCUGUAAUUCCAAAUAAAUAAGCUUCUAGGUUCUUAACAAAUUUUAUUUUAAACAUUUUUUUUUAAUUCAUUAUAUACCAUUUACCCAAAUGAUACUGGAAUGUGGAAUGUGGAGUUAACCAGGGCUAUUGACUGUUUGGCUCCGAAGCGCCCUCUCCGAUUGCAUGGAGCCCGGGCAGCCCCGUGGUUUUCCACGGAUCUGAGGGCAAUGAAACAAUCAUUGAGACGGCUCGAGCGCCGGUGGCGGAUAACUCAUUCCGAAUCUGACCGGACACAGGUUAGAGCUCAGCGUCGAGCCUACCAAGUGGCGAUAGCGACAGCGAAGAAGACUUUCUUCGCCGCCUCUAUUGCAUCUGCAGAAAAGAGCAGGUGGUUCACAAUUUAGCAGAACCACCUGCGACAUCAGGGCCCAGUAUGGGCCACAUGAUCUCCUGCAAUGAUUUCGCAAAGUUUUUUGCAGAUAAAAUCGCUCAGAUUCGGGAAGAAGUAGACUCCACCGUGGGAGCAGGGCCAGGGUGGGAGAGUGCUAGAGUCCUGUCUAGUCAAGUUGUGUGGGAUCAAUUCCAAUCUGUUACCUCCGAGGAUGUGGACAGGCUGCUUGGACGAGUGAAACCAACCACCUGUCUCCUUGAUCCUUGCCAGUCCUGGCUUAUAAAAGCUAGCCGGGAAGGACUGGGCGAUGGGCUUCGUGGGGUGGUGAAUGCUCCCUCUGUGAGGGAGCCUUCCCAGACCCGCUGAAAGAGGCGGUUAUUAAACCGCUUCUUAAAAAACCAUCUUUAGAUGCGGCCACAAUGGCCAAUUAUCGCCCAGUCUCAAAUCUUCCAUUCUUGGGCAAGGUGAUUGAGCGAGUGGUUGCUGAACAACUCCAGGCACGCCUGGAAGAAGUGGACCAUUUGGAUCCCUUACAGUCAGGAUUCAGGCCUCAUCAUGGGACUGAAACUGCCUUGGUCGCACUGGUUGAUGAUCUCCGGCGGGCUAGGGACAAAAGUGAGAGCUGUUUCGUAGUUCUGCUGGCUCUCUCAGCGGCAUUUGAUACCAUCGACCAUAACAUCUUUCUGGACCGUCUUGAGGGGCAGGGAACUGGGGGCACUGUCAUACAGUGGUUCCGCUCCUUCCUCCUGGGCCGUGUUCAGAAAGUGGCGGUGGGGGAUGAGUGUUCAGACCCCUGGGCUCUCACUUGUGGGGUGCCUCAGGGUUCUGUCCUCUCCCCCAUGCUUUUCAACAUUUACAUGCAGCCACUGGGAGAGAUCAUCAGGAGGUUUGGGCUGGGUGUUCAUCAGUAUGCAGGUGAUACCCAGCUCUACCUCUCUUUUAAAUCAGAACCAGUGAAGGCAGUGAAGGUCCUGUGUGAGUGUCUGGAGGCGGUUGGAGGAUGGAUGGUGGCUAACAGAUUGAGGUUGAAUCCUGACAAGACAGAAGUACUGUUUUGGGGGGACAGGAGGCGGGCAGGUGUGGAGGAUUCCCUGGUCUUAAAUGGGGUAACUGUGCCCCUGAAGGACCAGGUGCGCAGCCUGGGAGUCAUUUUGGACUCACAGCUGUCCAUGGAGGCACAGGUCAAAUCUGUAUCCAGGGCAGCUGUUUACCAGCUCCAUCUGGUAGGUAGGCUGAGACCUUAUCUGCCUGCAGACUGUCUCAUGCAUGCUCUGGUUAUCUCCCGCUUGGACUACUGCAAUGCGCUCUACGUGGGGCUACCUUUGAAGGUGACCCGGAAACUACAACUAACCCAGAACGCGGUAGCUAGACUGGUGACUGGGAGCGGCCACUGAGACCAUAUAACACCGGUCUUGAAAGACCUACAUUGGCUGCCAGUACAUUUCCGAGCACAAUUCAAAGUGUUGGUGCUGACCUUUAAAGCCCUAAACAGCCUCGGUCCAGUAUAUCUGAAGGAGCGCCUCCUCCCCCAUCUUUCUGCCCAGACAUUGAGGUCCAGUUCCGAGGGCCUUCUGGCGGUUCCCUCACUGCGAGAGGCCAAGUUACAGGGAACCAGGCAGAGGGCCUUCUCGGUAAUGGCGCCCGCCCUAUGGAACACCCUCCCAUCAGAUGUCAAAGCGAUAAACAAUUAACUGCCCAAUCGAGCAGGCUCAUCUUAUGUUCUGAUACAGGCAUCCCCAAACUUGGCCCUCCAGAUGUUUUGGGACUACAACGUCCAUCAUCCCUAGCUAACAGGAACAGUGGUCAGGGCUGAGGGGAAUUGUAGUCCCAAAACAUCUGGAGGGCCAAGUUUGGGGAUGCCUGUUCUAAGAUAUUGCAAUAUUUUUACAGUUUCUUGUGGCAGAGUAACACAAAAGUUUGACUUCUUAGUCACAGGAGAGACUGCUCUUUGAACCUGUGGGGAUUGUUACUUGCCCAUAACUGUUUGGGGAGAAAAUCAACGUUGUCUUAGGUUGGCAGAAUCUGGAGAGUUAAAGUCCAGAACCAAGGAUUUGGACAUACGUUUCCAGAAUGUAUGUCAGAGUGUCCAAGCAGGUUGGAUACGUCUCAAGUAUUGUUCAAGCCAUAGUAACACGAAAGUUUUAUUUCUUAGUCAUAGGAGAGACUGCUAUUCGAGCCUGUGAUCAUUUCCUCCCUGGAAAAAGAGAAAUACUAUGGUACCUCAGGUUACAUUCACUUCAGGUUACAUACACUUCAGGUUACAGACUCUGCUCACCCAGAAAUAGAGCUUCAGGUUAAGAACUUUGCUUCAGGAUGAGAACAGAAAUAUUGCUCCGGUGGCGCAGCAGCAGCAGGAGGCCCCAUUAGCUAAAGUGCUGCUUCAGGUUAAGAACAGUUUCAGGUUAAGAACGGACCUCCGGAACGAAUUAAGUACUUAACCUGAGGUACCACUGUACAGAGAUGUGUCUAAGCAGCCAGUUCCACCAUAAAUUAUAAAAUAAUGCAGUUUAUUAAGUGUGAAUGGAGUGAUCAUGUGUUGUUCUUGCCAUUAUCUCACCUGCAUUCCUAAAAGUUUGGAACAUAGAGAGGACAGUGGAGAAAGGAGACAGUGUUAAAAUAAGAGAAGGUACAUACUGGGACUGACGUGUUCAGUUCCUUUCUUGUCUUUCUUGAAAGUCUUAACAGGAUUCUCUUCCCCCUCCCCCACUCUCAAACAGGUGAGGAAGAUGAUGGCCAGAAUUCUAUAGAGCCAUCUGUGAAUUCAUUGGGAAAAACAAAGAAACAGUUUAAAUGCCUGGAAUGUGGGGUGUGUUUUAGUCACAGUGGAAGACUGAGGACACAUCAACGAAUUCACAUAGAGGAGAAACCAUUUAAAUGUACUGACUAUCAAAAGAAACAUCAAGGAACUCACACAGUGGAUAAACUAUUUGAAUGUAUUGAAUGUGCAAAGUGCUUCAGUCGAAAUGGAAAGCUUAGAAUACACCAACGAACUCACACGGGGGAGAAACUAUUUAAAUGUAUUGAAUGUGGAAAGAGCUUCAGUGAAAGUGGAGCACUAAGAAAACAUCAACGAACUCACACGGGGGAGAAACCAUUUGAAUGUAUUGAAUGUGGAAAGUGCUUCAGCCAAUAUGGACACCUUAGAAGACACCAACUAACUCACACGGGGGAGAAACCAUUUAAAUGUAUUGAAUGUGGAAAGUGCUUCAGUCAAUAUGGAACACUUAGAAUACACCAACGAACUCACACAGGGGAGAAACCAUUUAAAUGUAUUGAAUGUGGAAAGAGCUUCAGUGAAAGUGGAGCACUAAGAAAACAUCAACAAACUCACACGGGGGAGAAACCAUUUAAAUGUAUGGAAUGUGGAAAGAGCUUCAGUAGAAGUGAACACCUUAGACUACACCAACAAACUCACACAGGGGAGAAACCAUUUAAAUGUAUUGAAUGUGGAAAGUGCUUCAGUCGAUAUGGAACACUUAGAAUACACCACCGAACUCACACGGGGGAGAAACCAUUUGAAUGUACUGAAUGUGGAAAGAGCUUCAGUGAAAGUGGAACACUUAGAGUACACCAACGAAAUCACACGGGGCAGAAGCCUUUUGAAUGUACUGAAUGUGGAAAGAGCUUCAGUCGAAAUAGAACACUUAGAAUACACCAACAAACUCACACAGGGGAGACACCAUUUAAAUGUAUUGAAUGUGGAAAGAGCUUCAGUCAAUAUGGACACCUUAGAAGCCAUCAACGAACUCACACAGGAGAGAAACCAUUUAAAUGUAUUGAAUGUGGAAAGUGCUUCAGUCAAAAUGGACACCUUAGAAGCCAUCAACUAACUCACACGGGGGAGAAACCAUUUAAAUGUACUGAAUGUGGAAAGUGCUUCAGUCACAAUGGAACACUUAGAAUACACCAACGAACUCACACAGGCGAGAAACCACUUAAAUGUAUGGAAUGUGGAAAGAGCUUCAGUAGAAGUGAACACCUUAGAAUACACCAACGAACUCACACGGGGGGAGAAGCCAUUUAA
Molecule: messenger RNA, 5707 nt
Organism: Podarcis lilfordi (Lilford's wall lizard)
Lineage: Eukaryota; Metazoa; Chordata; Lepidosauria; Squamata; Lacertidae
Source: the annotation of a GenBank genome assembly